This is a messenger RNA of Capsaspora owczarzaki ATCC 30864, 3960 nucleotides long. RefSeq lists its product as hypothetical. Gene Ontology annotation, molecular function: glycosyltransferase activity. The transcript has a single exon. The coding region runs from base 1 to 3960 and encodes 1319 amino acids. Lineage: Eukaryota; Filasterea; Ministeriida; Capsasporidae. The record is from RefSeq and is a predicted model, not a curated record.
AUGCUGCAGUUGCUUCGGCGGAUGGGCCGUCGGCGGGUGGCCAUGCUGCUGGCUGUCAUGGGAGCAACGAUCGUGUGCGUUGGGAUGGUCCAGCUGCACCUGCUGAUGACCACUUCGAGCGGAGGGAGCGCAGGCGAUGCAUCCAAUGCAAACAACUGCUUGCCAUGCAGCAGCCAUCUUCAGAUGCAGCAGCAGCAGCAGCUGCCGGUGGGCGCGACGGCAGACUCGAGCGACGUUGCAUUUGAGGCCGCAAUGUGUCCCAAGCCAGUGAGCACCGGCCCAAAGCCACGGCCAGCGCGCUCGCUCGCCAUCAUCCUGCUGCCAGAGGCAUUUGCAGACAUGGCCACAGCGCUGGCUGCAGUCUCGUCGAGCGAGGAGCUGGCCACCCGAGCAUCGUCAUCCUCAUCCUCAGCGGGCAGCUCCCUCCAGUCCCGCCCACCUGGAUUCAGCAAGGCAUUCGAGUCCGUCGACGAGCUGCGGCGGCAUCGCAAGUUGGCACAAGUCCACUCGAGAAACAAGCAGAAAGAAUUGGCGACGUCUGGGAUGAUGCGAGCAAACAGCUCGGCGGAUGUCAUCCCAGUGCCACCGCAAAGCACCAGCAGCGAUGAUCUGCAGCUGCUGCCGUUCACCCUCUUGGGGUUUGAGCUCGGCGAACAGCUGCCAUAUCCACUGUACUUGCCAAGACCGUCAAAACAACAGCUCAACAACCGCGUCAAGGACAAGCGCGAUGCGUUUGUGCAAGUCCUGGCGGACGGCAUUCGCGCCGAGAUGCGCAAAUCGCUCGGGCCGCUUUCCAUCCAGUUUAUUGGCCUUGUGCCGCACGACAGCCCAAUUGACGCCAUGGAGCUUCAAGACACAUUCACGGCUGCCUAUCUGGAAGCCGAGCCAGCGAUGGCGCAGAGUUUGGCUGGUGACGACAAAGCCAGAGCGCGUGGCCAAGCCGCGGCGGCUGCCUCUGCUGCAGCGCGCGCAUCCGGAAAAAGCGUGUCCGAUUCCACCAAGGCUGGCGCAGAAGCAGCUCGGGCACUCGGUCCGGUGACAGCCAAGGAUCUCGACCCGUUGGAUCGCGUCCCCGUCACCUUGCGAAUCGUCAAAAUGCCAGCAACAUCCAAGCGUCUCGAGUUGCAGCGCAAAGCGCGUGAAUUUAUGCACUGGCAUUCAUCCAAUCGAGGGUCGGCUGCCACCGCAUCUCCAGAAUGGCGACUUUUAUCGCAACUGCCGCAGGUCGAUGUCCGCGACGCACUUGAAGCGGCGCUGCCCGUCACAACCGCCAACUAUGUGACCUGGGUGAACAGCAACCAACUCUUGUUUUUCAACUUUUCAUCCAUCCUCACAUCAACUCUUGUCGAGUAUAGCGAGGCAGAUGUCGCCUACGCUUUCGGUGUCCCUCAAGAAGACGAUGCGGGUGGACGUGAAGGCUUUGAAGAGUCGACCAUGACCUCGAUCUCGUGCUUUCCGUUUGCCACCUGCCGCACAACCGAUCAAGUAGCGUUCGCCAUGAACACCACGUGCGCUCGCGCCGUGAUUGCAGAUCAAGCUACGGGAGACAUGCAGAGUUCUUGGCAUGGCGAGGUGUUUGUAUGGCAGCGUGUUCGGGAGCUGUGUCGCCCCUUGGUGCACGUACCUGGCACCGUCAUGACGCAGCGCACUGAUCAACAACGGACGGACGAGUUGCUGCAGAGCAUCCAGGUGGACGACCCUUCGAUCAAACCGCCAGAGAAACAGGCUCGACUCGCACAGCUGGUAGCCAAGCAGGCCGAGUUUACGCGCAAUGUGAUUGCAAUUGCAAUGCGCAAGGCACUCAUCCCGCUCAACGAUGACAUGUACCACGUCUGGGGCGACAUGUCUGCGUUCUUGAGCCCCGCACUGGGAUUUACCAUCGAUCGCGCCGCAGCUGAAAUGCAAAUCCAGCUCGAGACGGGUCUGCGCCUCUGGAAUUCCGGCGUGGCAGCUUCGGUGACGUCGUCAGCUCCCGGUACGACUGCUGACUCUGGCAGCAGCAGCAGCAACAACAACAACAACAACAAUAAUAAUGCUGUUGAUGACGUGUGCUGGCGCUUCCGUGACUGCUAUGUCGGAGAUCAGGUGAUUGACGACAGUCCAGCGGGCCAAACAGCCGCGCAAAAAUCUGCAACGGAUGCUCGUCGCUUUGUCUCCAACCUGUGCGGAAUGGCACUGGCCUUGUGUCAGGCUGAUAACAAGGCGCCGCUGCUGGCCAAGAGCACCCUCUCUUUGGUCGAGAGUUCUGUACUGCACAGCGGAUCCGGUCUGGACUGGGUGCCGUUUGAUCUGGCCCAAACGGCAGUCGCUAUGGCUGUUUCCGUGGCUGCCAUGACGCCUGGAGAUGCCGCUGCAUUCGGAGUACCCGUUGCAGCAGGGCGGCAAGCGUCCUCAUCGACGCCCGCCGACGCUGUCGCUGCGGUGCUUGCCGCUGUUUCAUCGAUUGAAAGUGCGCUGCGCUCGACUGAGCUGUCGCGCCGAAACCGUCUGUAUGCCAUGAGUUAUGUUCGUCCACCAACCGAGAUUCUGGCUCCUCCUCGCAAGCGCGUCCUCGCAGUCAUACCUUCUGACCCUCUGCGCGCGUACGAGGACAAAGGACGCGCUGCACUCUUGGAAAACUACUACAAUCCCGCCGGGUUUUUCGACGAAGUGUACUUGCUCUCGCCUCUCGAGACGGUCGAGCGGUAUCAGUACGGCAUGCACAUUAUUCCAACCUUGCCGCACGACAUCCCUUCGCGUCUGAUCCAGUACAAGGUGGACAUUGUGCGAGCCUACGGGGGCUACUGGGCCUCCGACGCCGCCGUCUACAACAGCCUUCCAGGCGUCAAAGUGGUCGUCUCAAUCCACGAUUCAAACCCGCGUCUGCUGCACAGCUCCAUCGCGCAAGCCGACUAUGUCAUGACUGUCAGUCGAGCGCUGGAUUCCAUCCUGACCCAGCGAGGGGUCAACCCCGACCGAAUCUUCCCGUACUCCAACUCUGUCGAUCUGGCCGUGUUCAACCCGCAGCCCGAAUCUGGACGGGCGGCUUUUGAAGCAAAGUACCCUGGAUUCAAGUAUCGCAUCCUGCAUGUCGGUCGCAAAACAGCCCAAAAGAACGGCGACACUCUGCUGAAAGCGAUGCAAAUCCUUGGACCCGACUACAUGCUGAUUAUGAUUGGAUCCAGCACAAGCGAUGCCAACUUUUUCGCCAGUCUGCAGGACCUGGUUGCGCAAGAAGGCCUCCAAAAACGCGUCGUGAUGCUUGACGGCGUGGAGAACUCUGAGCUUGUCAAUUUCUACUCGUUUACGGACGUCUUUUGCACGCCUAGCCGAUGGGAAGGCUUUGGGGUGGUGUUUGUCGAGGCGCUCGCCGCGGGCGCGGUGGUCGUCACCUCGGACAUGUCUCCGGUCAACGAAAUCAUCAAACACGAGGAAAACGGCUAUCUGGUGCGCGACUAUACAAAUCCACAGGCGCUGGCUUCCGCCCUCGAGUACGCCGCCACCAAUGCCGCCUUCCGCGACAAGAUGAAAAUCAACGGACCUCGAACAGUGCGACGGUUUGCCGAGCCGCGUCAGCGACUGGCCGAAGCGGCCAUUUACCGCAUGAUUUACGAAAGCGACAUUCCAGUCCGUCCGCCUGUUCAGCGUCCACCGGGCCAGUUUGACAUCCAGCUAGGAUUCAAGAACUACCUGAUGGGCUUUUCGUUUUUGGAUCCCAUUACGCUCAGUUCGUCUGUCUGUGUCUCCUCCCGUCUGAGUUUAUCGUCUGGCGACAUGAUGUGCGACGGGGUACAUGCAAUGCCCAACGCGGCGAAACUGCCUUGGCAUCCGCGCACUGCGUACGAUCUGGCCCUUCCCGUCCAUGCUGUGCCGCUCGAAAUCUUCGAGCACAUCGAUUCCCUUUUGCGCUGGCCAAUCACCACCGCUGUUGCCGAGGAUAUUGACCUUGCAUUUGAGCCGUUUGUGGUUCCAACCAUGUAA